Messenger RNA from Wasmannia auropunctata (little fire ant), 747 nucleotides. RefSeq names its product wiskott-Aldrich syndrome protein family member 2-like. The transcript is spliced from 4 exons. The coding region runs from base 34 to 747 and encodes 237 amino acids. The record is from RefSeq and is a predicted model, not a curated record. Lineage: Eukaryota; Metazoa; Arthropoda; Insecta; Hymenoptera; Formicidae.
AGAUCAGCGAGCUGCAAACGAAUAGUGAUCAACAUGUCCAACAAGCCAGGCAGAAGAAAAUCAAAAAGUUUAGGCUGCUGCCUAAACAGAGAAACGAAGGCAGCGCCAAUGCCGUUGACACCAUCAGCGGCAUCGGCAUCGACACCGGCAUCAUCACCACGACCACCGGCAACGAUAGUGGCAUCGGCACAGCCACCACCACCGGCAGUAGCAGUGUUGGCACCAGCACCGCCACCGGCAGUAGCAGUGUUGGCACCAGCACCGCCACCGCCAUCGGCAGUAGCAGCGUUGACAUCGGUACCGCCACCGAUGAUCUCAGCGGCACCGCCACCGCCACCGGCAGCAGCAGCGUUGGCACCGAUACCGCCAUUGAUGAUGUCAACGGCAUCGGCACCGCCACCAAACGCGCCAAGAAACGCGAUUAUGAAAAAGUGUGAGCAUCUCCGCCGUUACGUAGAUUAUUCUACUACUUUAUCCAAAAAUAUAACAUCUAUGAUUAAAAUGGUAAUAACACGCAAUGUCGCGAUCGAGUAUACAGCAUCUAAAGUCACGCCUGGAAAAGCCCUCAUGAAAGAUGAACAAUUGUAUGCAUGUCUAGAAGACAUAAUUCUCCAAAAUGAAUUUCAAGGAGAAAUUGCAACAGCAAAACUUCUUUUAAAGGCAUUAAGUUCUUCGCUUAGCAAUGCGAAGGAUUGGGACGGGCACAGGAAGGAUCGAGACGGACAAAGGAAGAAUCGGGAUGGAUAG